Messenger RNA from Belonocnema kinseyi, 2528 nucleotides. RefSeq lists its product as uncharacterized. The record is from RefSeq and is a predicted model, not a curated record. The transcript is spliced from 3 exons. NCBI's taxonomy places the organism in Eukaryota, Metazoa, Arthropoda, Insecta, Hymenoptera, Cynipidae. Bases 907 to 1686 code for a protein of 259 amino acids.
UUGUAAAUUUAAUUAUCAGCAGUAUAAACAUAUUACACAAAAAAAAAAUUACAGAAAGCAUGGAAAUUUUAAAUUAUUCAGAUUUCUACCUAAUAGAAAACAAGGAAAGUCUGCAGAAGGUAAAAGAAAAAACGCAAGUAGUAAUCCAUAAAAUUUUAGGCAAGCGCAAAUGUUUUCAUUUUAAAGACAGGAUCGCAUCCGGCCAGAAUUCCGCCGGAAUUUACCGGAUAAAUUCGGCCGGUAGGACGUUCGGACUCCUGCCAAUCCGGUAAGCAGUAACUUCAACCGUUGCAAACUCUGCCGGAGCAGUAAGACAGAUGAUCAAGGGAAAGCGAUUGUAUUUUAGACAAUUAGAUCCAGCUUUUAACGAAGAUGCUGGAUGUUACUAUACACGUCGAACAUGCAAAAAAAGGGCACUGCCUCGAUGCUGCAGCUGGAGUUAAAUAAUAUUGAAGAUGCGGUUGAAGAAUUCAGUACCGAAACUAAAACAAAUAAUACAGUAUGUGAGACUUCAGUGGACGAAAAUCAGAUCAGCUGUGAAGAUGAAAUUGUUCAAGACACGAAUUUUGAACCCGUUGCAUCUUAAGAUGCAAAGUGAAUGUCAGGAAAACUUGGCGGAAUCAAACGAAGUAGGACAAGCGUCUUCAGCCGAUUACGCAGGAUUUUUUGCUGUUGGUUCGCACUCUUUACAUCAUAAAUUAAGCAAUGAUAAUCGAGUAAUGUUCGAGAAAUCCGGGCUAAACGUCGGCCAAGUUGUUAGUGCACCUGUAGCUUUUGAUUUGAGAUUCCACCAGACACAGACAGAAAGAUUAUAUUUCUUUGAUGUUUUAAAGAUGUUGGCAGGACUGGAAUUUGCUAAUUUGAGUAUAAGAAAUCAUAAAAUUAAUAUGGCAUUUGAUCCAACGGAUGAUAAGAUUAUUAUUUAUCACUUUUAUUGCACAGCUUGUCACGUUCUAUUGCAUUCUUCAACAAAAAAAGUUUAAGAACUGCUCAGUAUUACGUCGGAAGUGUAAGGAGAUGUUCGACAUAAGCUUUACGUCUUCCAAUUUAUUUGUAAAGUUAAGUCUGAAGCACCAACUUGAAACAUUACUUGAAAGACUCGAUGUUCGAAAGCAUUUAUCAGAAGCACUAAGAUUAGGACACGUUGUUCACGAUUCAGAAUAUAUCUCUGACAUUCCGGAUGGUAAGUUACACAAAAAUCUAAUGCGUUAUGAUCCGGAGAUUUUGUCUUUUAAUAUGAGCUUGGACGGAGCACCCGCUCAUAAUGCCAAAACUGGAUUCUGGCCACAUUCAGCAAUUUUAAAUGAUUUUCCACCGAAAAUAAGAUUCAAAACUAUUUUACUAGCAAGUGUUGUGGUUGUAAAGGAAGAACCAUCGCAUGCACUUCUAAAUUUAGUUUUAGACAGCUUUGUUGAGGAAUGCAAUGAAUUAAGUACGGACGGUGUCGAGAUUAUCGAGAAUGGCGAAAAAAUAAAACUAAGAUUUGCACCUUUAUGCUGUCCGAUAGAUUCAGCCGCUCGCCCAGUAAUUCAAAAUAGAGCGAAAUAUAAUGCGUUUUACGGAUGUUCCUACUGUCGUCUUCGAGGAAAGCAUGCUGAUGGUGCUGUAAAAUUUCCGUACAUUAAGAAGCCUGUUUUAAGGCUUCACGAAGCUAACUUUGGAGACGUAUUUCAACUUUUGACAUGAUCUGGGGGUUUCCCAUUGAAUACUUACACAAUACUGUUACAGGUUCUGCCAAAAGAACAUUCGAGUUAUGGGAACACUUAAAACUAUUACCACUUUCAGUUAGAAAAAUAAUCGACGAGCGAUUAAUGGCAAUUCAGCAAACUCAUGAAAUCACAGGCUACCUUACAAGUUUUCAGAGCGGGGAGCAUGGAAAGCGACUCACUGUAAGGGUUGGCUAUUAUUUUUUAGUUUUCCUAUUUGCACGGACUUGAUUCAAUCCGAAAUAUUGCGAAUGUAUGCGCUUUUUGUAAGAAGCAUCUUUAUUCUACUAAAAAAAAUCGUUUCGAAAGGCGAACUUCGACAGUGUGAAAAUGAUCUCGACGAAUUUGUACACAGCUUUCAGAUCUUAGGCGAUACCCCAUUAAUGCGAUUUAAUAUACAUUUGACUCAACAUCUUGUACAGUCUGUUCGGUAUUCAGGGCCAUCAUGGGCAAAUUCUGCAUUUCCCUACAAAGGUUUCAUAUUUUCGUUAAAGCAAUUGGCAAAUGGUACGAAAGGCAUUGACCAACAAAUGUCUAAAAAUUCAUUCAAAUUGCUGCAUUAUAAAUGCAAUAUAGUCAAAACUUCCCUUCCACUUAUUAUAAAUUUAAAAACUUAUUAUAAAGAAAACAUGGUUGAGCAGAUAUCUAAAUUUUAAUUCAUCUCAUCCAAACUUCCAUAAAAUUGGUGUAGUAAGAGGUUUGUUUUUCCGAAUUCUCCGAAUUUCAGAUCCAGAAUUCAGGCCCAAAAAUAUCAAACAUAUUAAAGAUACCUUAAAAGACAAUGGAUACCCUUCACAUUUAAUUGAUGACUGUUUAAAAAAA